Molecule: messenger RNA, 504 nt
Organism: Jaculus jaculus (lesser Egyptian jerboa)
Lineage: Eukaryota; Metazoa; Chordata; Mammalia; Rodentia; Dipodidae
Gene: Fam180b
Product: family with sequence similarity 180 member B
Source: RefSeq, a predicted model, not a curated record
AUGGUAAUCAGACCUCAUGACACUGGACUAAGACCCAUGCCUAGGAGAGUGAAUCAGUAUACAUGUGGGCAAUCCACGGAUAGCACCAGCGUGGGAGAUGGCCUAUAGGAGCCAGAGAUGUCAGAAGUGAUGCUUGAGCUGCUCUGGGCUGGGCUGGAGCUGCACAUCCAGGAUGAGGAACACUAGUUCACACACCCAGGCUGCCAACUCAGGCUCCUCCUGCAGCACCAUGUGCCCGGUAACUUGGAAGGCACUAAGCGGCUGCAGCAGUUCUAAGACCUGUGGAAGGGGCCUCCUCCCAGCCCUGGGGACUUUGAACAUCUGCUCCUCAAGAGCCUGUCCUGAUUCUAUCUGCUCCAUGGGGCCACUGAGGCUGAGGAAAGGGAUUGCUGGGCCCUGGUCUCUGCCCUCCUGGCACAGUAAACACUCUGGGACCUGUGUAAGGGCUUCUGCCUUCAGGGUCAGCCCCCUUCGCUGGGGCCCUGGGUCUCUAUCCUUGACUGA